AUGCUUCCCCGAUUACCUAUCCCUCUAAUACUACUCUCAAUUAUCACCCUGAUUUUCUCCGAACCCCUCCAUCCAGCAGCGCAAGAAGGUCCACAGAACGAGGUGCUUCCCUCAAGCAAGUUCUCCUCCCGCAUUCGCUCUCGUGUUUUCCGCGAUGCGACGCAAGGCGGAUUCAACGCGCCAAGAUUAUACCGUGCGAGCGGAAGAUUUCACAAGCGGGUGCAAUCUGCGACUACACAUGAUAUUCAAAAUGUUCCACUGCCUUCGGAUAGUGUACAAAUUGUUUCUUAUAAAUAUGAUGCUGAGAAGCAUGAUGAGAAGAAAAUGGCUAAUAAUGAUUUGCAGAGUAUAACUGAAGCUGAUGCUAGUGACGUGGGUUUUUUACGGGGUUUUUUAAAGGCACAGCGAAAAAAACAGCCACACGUGAGAGAAAACGAGAGAGUGUGUGUGCAGAAGAGACGCGAGACGAAAAAGGGAUAGGAAAAGAUUCCGAUUUUUUUGAAUUUUUGCAGCGAAAGAUUCUCAACAAAAAAAUGUUUGCUGUGGAAUAAAGAGGGGUUUUCAGAAAAUAAAGAGCUUUAGAAAAACAAAAUAGUUUUGAAAAGGUAUAAGCCUAACUAAGCCUAAAAUCCAGUCUGGUAUAGCCUAAAAUCCAGUCUGGUAUAGCCUAAAAUCCAGUCUGGUGUAGAUUAAAAAUUAGAAUAUUCAAAAUUUUCAGCUUGUACUUAGCGAGGUCCCGUGAACUAUAAAUCCUUCUCAAAAAAAAAUUUUCCAGCACGCCAAAGGAAUCGAGCGCACGACAAUGUCGGUUCGUGGCGAGACCACACCCCUACCCACCACAACACAGCCACCAGUCCCCUCGACAACCACACAAAUGCCUGAGCAAAACUCUAUCGUUGAAAAGGCAGCCGCCUCUCCUCCAAGAGUGCAUUUCCAAACUGUGCAAGCCGGUGGUCUUCAACCGCAACCACCAAUGGUGUUCACCCAGGUACCACCAGUCACUAUAUAUCCAGCACAGACACCCAUAGAUAGUGCGAUUCCACAUCAACCUUCUAACCCGUUAUUCCCAGCGGUACAAGCUUCAGUUGUUCCUGGAGCUUUGGGACAGGGACAGAUAGGACAAGCACAAGCCCCGGUGAUUUCUGGAACGCUGGGACAAGGACAACUUGUCGGACAAGCUCCAGUGGUUCCUACUGCAGUUGCAGCAACUCAGGGAGCCGUUCAUGCAACUGGUACAGGCUCAGAAAAUCACGAGCAAUUAGGAUGCGGUUGGGAUUGGCUGACGAAUUCGUGUAAAGAUGUUUUCAAUUUGAAUUGGUGAGUGGGUUCGGUUCAGAUUUUUGAAUUUUUUAACUUCAGAUUCACCCAAAAAUUCAUUUUAGGUGCGGAAAAUGCCACGACUUCGGCAACAUCUUCCUCCACGAUUGUAAAUGUGUUGUGCCCUUGAUCCAACUUCCAACCACCAGUCGACCACAAGUCACUCAAUCUACAGUACUUCCAGCGCCUCAGCGAGCACCACAGAUGUACUUUUGGCUCAUCUAA
Caenorhabditis angaria is the source of this 1542-nucleotide messenger RNA. The record is from the annotation of a GenBank genome assembly. Lineage: Eukaryota; Metazoa; Nematoda; Chromadorea; Rhabditida; Rhabditidae.